Messenger RNA from Mizuhopecten yessoensis (Yesso scallop), 615 nucleotides. RefSeq lists its product as uncharacterized. The transcript is spliced from 2 exons. The coding region runs from base 44 to 517 and encodes 157 amino acids. NCBI's taxonomy places the organism in Eukaryota, Metazoa, Mollusca, Bivalvia, Pectinida, Pectinidae. The record is from RefSeq and is a predicted model, not a curated record.
UAACAAAUUGUACACCAGUUGUGUGCAAACCGACCUGGUCAGUAUGACACUGGACAGACGAUUACAGUGUUUGUUAUGGCUGUACAUCACCACACUCCAAGUUGUGACUGGAUUAUCCGUAGUGGUCAGUCCCAGUCCUGCAGCCGAGGUCGUGUCCGGUCAGACCCUUAGUCUCACGUGUCAGUGGUCAGCUGACUACACAGGACCAAAUGCUGCUGUUAACUAUAAACUAAAUGAUGGUGUAGGUAGAGUAGGUUCAAUGUUUAUAAACUUUGGGACAUCAUGUCUAUCAACACCACCCAACACAUUUACCUGUAACAGAGGCACGAGGACACUGGGGAUAAAGAUUCCCGCCAACAGCUACAGUCAAGGGGACAGAUGGACAUGUGAGGGGAGAAAUAAUAGCUUCGACACUACAACACCACCACAGACAGACACGACCACAGUGGACGUUAUAGGUGAGUGUAAUUAUUUGUGCGUGUCUAUGUAUGCUAGCGGAAAAAGAAACUGUGCCUAGAUAAAAUGGCAUAUUAAACAGUUACUUCAAAAGUACAGUAAUAGUUUGUUGCAGAAUUGCAAAAGACAUUAUCCAGCAAGUCAAUUCAAAAUGGUCAA